Messenger RNA from Neohortaea acidophila, 765 nucleotides. Its product is annotated as peroxisomal biogenesis factor 11. The record is from RefSeq and is a predicted model, not a curated record. Gene Ontology annotation, biological process: peroxisome fission; regulation of peroxisome size. Bases 1 to 765 code for a protein of 254 amino acids. Gene Ontology annotation, cellular component: peroxisomal membrane. Lineage: Eukaryota; Fungi; Ascomycota; Dothideomycetes; Mycosphaerellales; Teratosphaeriaceae. The transcript has a single exon.
AUGGUUGCCGACGCGGUCAUCUACCACCCGGCGGUGAGCCACUACCUCAAGUUUGUCGCGACGACCGUGGGCCGCGACAAGACCCUCCGAACCAUCCAAUACUUCUCGCGCUUCCUCGCGUGGUACACGUUGAGGACGAACCACGCGCAGUCGACGGUCAACGUGUUUGACAAUGUCAAGAAGAACUUUGGCAGCGUGCGCAAGGCGAUGAGACUGGGCAAGUUUGUGGAGCACUUCAAGGCCGCGGCGCUGGCGGCCGACUCGAGGGACAUGGACCCCGUCCUGCGCUUCCUCGCCGUCGGCCGGCAGCUGGGCUACGCCGUCUACCUGUCGCUCGACGCCAUCGCCUACUUCGACCAGAGCGGGAUCUGGAAGUUGAAGGAGGGAGCGAGGAUACAGCGCGAGGCAUACCGGGCGUGGCUUGCGGGCCUGCUCUGCAACAUUGUCGCGGGCGUCUACACGCUGUACAACCAGAAGGUGCAGAUGAAGCAGCACGAGGAGAGCGCGGACGUGGAGAAGGCGGUGGAAUUGAAGAAGCUGGUCAGGUAUGCAGACACAACGGGCGAGAGGAGAGGUACGGCGUGGAGACUAAUACUCGACAGUGCGCAAAACGCAGCGCGGCUGCAGCUUCUCUCGGACGUGUGUGAUGCAACGGUGCCGAGCGCCGCGACGGGCUUGGUCAAUUUCGACGAGGGCAUCGUUGGGCUGGCGGGCACGGUGAGUUCGCUGAUCGGCUUGACCGCCCAGUGGGAGAAGACGGCGUGA